AUGGUGGCCAAAGUGUUGUUUGCCGUCGCACUGUGUCUAUCGCUCGUGGCCGGAAGUCGUAAUUUGCCGCGUGCUGUAGGUACCGAAACGAAGGGAAACCGAAUCGUCGGAGGGUACGAUGCGAGCGCCGGCCAGUUCCCGCACCAGGUGAGCUUGCGGCGGCCACCAAACUUCCACUUCUGUGGCGGAUCGAUCAUCGGGCCACGCUGGAUCCUGUCGGCGACGCACUGUACCACCGGGAUGUCACCGGCCAACCUGAACGUGUACACCGGAAGCGUGUCGCUCUCGUCCGGUGGCGUCUACUAUCCGACAAUGCGCAUCGUCAAUCAUCCACUGUACGACGCGGCCACCACCGAGAACGACAUCAGUCUGAUCCAGACGGUGAAUCCGAUCGUGUUCAACGCCAACACGCAAUCGAUCGGUCUCGGUUCGUCGUACAUUCUGUCCGCCACGGGGGCCACCAUUUCCGGCUGGGGUCGUUCCAACACGAUGGACAACGAAGUGGCCCAGGUGUUGGACAACAUGCAGUGGUUGACGGUGAACAUUCUCACGAUGGCACAGUGUUACGAGGAGCGCGAAGGAUCGAACAACAUCUUCGACAACGUAAUGUGUGUGUCGAGUCCGGAAGGGCGUGGUGCCUGCUCCGGGGACUCGGGCGGGCCACUAACGUACGACGGUCAGGUGCACGGUAUCGCGUCCUUCGUGCGAGUUCCUUGCGCAACGGCCGUCUCCGACGUGUACGAGCGGGUUUAUUCGCAUCGGUCGUGGAUCACGUCGGUCAUCAUGUAA
Molecule: messenger RNA, 789 nt
Organism: Anopheles cruzii
Lineage: Eukaryota; Metazoa; Arthropoda; Insecta; Diptera; Culicidae
Product: chymotrypsin-2-like
Exons: 3
Coding region: 1-789 (262 amino acids)
Biological process (GO): proteolysis
Molecular function (GO): serine-type endopeptidase activity
Source: RefSeq, a predicted model, not a curated record